UAGUUCAUUUGUGUUCCAUCCAGCUGGUUUAAAAUUUCGUGUCUGUCAAAUAAAGGAAUAUGGCAACAGUGGUGGCACCUUUGGCCAGGAUGUAAACACAGCUGGAGGAACAUUUACGUUGCCUUCGUGGCUCUGCGGUUUACAGGACAGCACGUAGGUCCCACAAUGGAGAUUGCUCGUACUCUCUUUGGACCUCGUGCACCUCAGGGCUACACAGACGGCAACACACAGGGCCAGGUGCACACGGCAGCUGAUGAUGAUGAGGAUGCAGAUGAUGUGUUUCUGCCUGAUACUCCAGAAGGUUUAAGCACAGGAAUAAGAGCAACUGGUGGAUCCAAUUCAACAGAGCCAAGUGUAGGAGGACCAUUUUCAGCCAUCACUCCAUCCAUGUGGCCACAAGACAUCCUCACUCGCCUCUCCCAACAGGUCACUCACCAAGACCCCAACCACCAGCCAGAUUAUAGAUUUGAUGAAUUUGGAUUUCGAGUUGAGGAGGAAGAUGGACCUGAGCAGAACAGCACAAAACUCCUUAGUCAGCCUUUUGUGGAGGACCCUCAGCACAGAUUACAUUGGAUAGCCUACUUAGAGUUCAGCCACAGUGAUGAGGUUGGGGAACUCACAUGGGAGCACGUUGAUACCCGGCUCCCUCGCACUGACAAACUUCGAGGGAUGGUCAGAGGUGGCCUUCCUCACUCCCUACGCCCUCAGUUGUGGAUGAGACUCUCAGGUGCACUACAGAAACAGCGGCAGUCAGAUAUCUCUUACCGUGAAGUAGUGAAAGCCUCAAGCAAUGAUGCACUCAUGACCAGCAAGCAAAUAGAGAAGGAUCUUUUACGUACCAUGCCCACCAAUGCCUGCUUCUCUCAGCUUACCUCUACUGGCAUCCCACGACUUAGGAGGGUAUUACGGGCACUGGCCUGGCUCUAUCCAGAUAUUGGGUAUUGCCAAGGAACAGGAAUGGUUGUGGCCUCUUUACUUCUAUUUCUUGAGGAAGAAGAUGCAUUCUGGGUAAUGUGCACUAUAGUUGAGGACCUUUUACCUGCCUCUUACUACUCCUCUACACUCCUUGGUGUUCAGGCCGACCAGCGUGUCUUGGCAGCACUGGUGUGUACUUACCUGCCAGGGGUGGACUCUGUGGUGCGAGAACAUGACAUUGAACUUUCUCUUAUCACUCUGCAUUGGUUUGUUACUGUCUUUGCCUCUGUUCUACAUAUGAAGAUUCUUCUUCGAGUGUGGGACAUGUUCUUCUUGGAUGGUUCAAUUGUGCUGUUUCAGGUUACCUUGGCUAUGCUGAAGAUUAAAGAGGCUGAAUUACGCAGUCUGGAAAAUUCUGCACAAAUUUUCAAUGCAUUAUCCGACAUUCCUGGAGAAAUAGAUGAUGUGACUUGCCUGUUCAAGGUUAUGGAAAGUGUGUGUGGCAGCUUAACAGAUGUCAUGGUAGAGACGCAUCGGAGACGUCAUCUUGCUUACCUUAUGGCAGACCACGGAGCCCUCAUCAAUCCUGACCAUUCAACUAACUUACCUAAGCAACAAUUGAAUCGGCGACAGGUGAACAAGAGCAAGUCAGUUCUUGAGGUUUUGCUAUUCAAAGGUGAUCAGAAUGCAGACGACAUACGAAACAAGAACAUUCGCCAAACAGAGUUACUGGUCGAUUUACGUGAGGCAAUCCUUCAAGUUGGACGCCACUUCCAGGGGGUAGAGCCCAACUACACCAGCACUACCCUUACACCAGACUACAGCAUUGAAUCCCAUUCUCGGGACAUCCCCACGUUCCUGGCCACAGCUCGCUCUAGGCAUCGACGUGCCAAGGCAUUACUGGAUUUUGAGAGGCAUGAUGAUGAUGAACUUGGCUUCCGUAAGAAUGACAUCAUCACUAUCAUAUCCCAGCGGGAUGAACAUUGCUGGAUUGGAGAGCUCAAUGGGCUGAGAGGGUGGUUUCCAGCCAAGUUUGUAGAGGUUCUGGAUGAACGUAGUAAAGAAUACAGUCGUGCCGGUGAUGAUGCCAUAUCAGCCACAGUGACAGACCUUGUGCGGGGAACACUGUGUCCUGCAGUGAAGGCAAUCCUUCAGCAUGGCAUGAGGUCCACCUCACUUUUAGGUGGGCCCUGUCAUCCCUGGCUCUUCAUUGAGGAGUCAGCAGCUCGGGAAGUAGAGAGAGACUUCUCCUCAGUUUAUUCCCGCCUUGUCUUGUGUCGCACUUUCAGACUUGAUGAGGAUGGCAAGGUCUUGACUCCUGAAGAGCUGCUGUAUCGGUGUGUUCAGGCUGUCAACAUGAGUCAUGAUGCAGUACAUGCCCAGAUGGAUGUUAAACUGCGUUCUCUUAUUUGCUUAGGACUUAAUGAGCAGGUACUUCAUUUGUGGCUAGAGGUUCUAUGCUCUAGUGUGGAAGUGGUGGAGCGAUGGUAUCUUCCAUCCUCUUUUCUCCGCUCUCCUGGCUGGGUCCAGAUCAAGUGUGAGCUGAGGGUGCUAGCACAGUUUCCCUUCACCCUCAAUCCAGAUUGGGAGUUGCCACCACCUCCCAACCAGGACCAGCGACCACUCCGUGAAGGGGUGAGGGAUAUGCUAGUGAAGCACCACCUCUUCUCAUGGGACCUGUGAGACUGAAAGGAAUUACCACCAUGUGCUGGAGAUUCAUAAGACACAGUUGUGAGUCUUUUUCAGAGUCUUUAAACUAGUUUCGAGAGGACUUUUGGUCCAUAGUUAGAGGUGUGUUAAAAAGUGUAUAGGGACUGGGAGAGAUGGGGGAAGAAAGGGAGGGAAGAUGGGAAGAAGAAAAAUAAUGUUAGGGGGUGCUUUAAUUAAAAAAAAAAAAAAAAACUAUGUUUGAAGUCUUUGGCUGGAUGAUUGUUGCUGUAGCUUUUAUUGAUUUAGCAGAGAAUAGGUAUGAGUGGUAGGUUGAGGAUAUGUGAUUUUGUAAUUUAUAAUGAGUGGAAAGUUAGCAGUCUUGGCUUUUUAUAUAAACGUGUGUGUGUGUGUGUGUGUGUGUGUGUGUGUGUGUGUGUGUGUGUGUGUGUGUGUGUGUGUAGUCACAUGGGAAUGGGAGGUCAUCAACCCUGUUGUCAUGUACAAUUGUUUGAAAUUAAUUUGGAUAUGGACUCGUGCUACAGGAAAUUAAAUGAUUGUCUGCCUUGCCAUGAGAAGUGGUAAAUAGGUGAAGUGUAGAGAGAGGUUUAGCAUAUGAUUGAGAAGUGAAGUAGAGUGUUAUACGUAACUAAAAUUAAGCUGAAUGUUAAGGAAAUUGUAACAUUCAGCUGUUCAAUUCAUAUUACAGACUGCCAUGAGUAUUUUUUUCAUAAAAGGGAAGCUUGGAUGAUUAUUCCUGAUAUGAUAUAUAUUUUUAAUCUAAUGAUGGUGCACAGUACUAUACAUUUGCCAAAGGAAAAUUAAUCCCUCCAUAGUUAGCACUGAUGUUAUCACCAUCUUUGCUUGCAGUGUUAAGUGAAGAUCAUUGUUUAAAUUAAAUUUUUUACCUUUGUUUUGACAAGUGGACUUUGUGCUUUGAUUAGUUGGCCUCUGUCAUGCAUGCUUGUGUGUGUCUACUAAUUCUUGGCUUACAUCCAUACAUCUAUUUAUUUGCUUAUUGUUUUAUUUAUUUAUUUAUUUAUAUGUAUUGGUUUGUUGAUAACUCUAAAAUGUCUCUUCAUUACCAUAUUAUUGCAUAUGAAGAGCCAGGACAUUGGUUAAGUAUUGUUUAACUAAGUUUUUUUCAAGUCUCACAAUUUCAAGAAGUUGAUAGAAUUUGAUUGUCAAGACUAAUAUACAGAGAGAGACUUUUCAGGCACAUUUUACCCUGUGUAAGCUUCUGCAACUUCUUAAAAUAUCCACUAUUUUUUGGAAUGAGUCUAAUCCAGUGAAUAUCUGUGAGUGUGUGUUGUAAGUAACCAUAGGCCACACAAUGUUGCUUCCUCAGGUCAGACUGUCAGAGAAGCAAGUGAACUUUCUCUGCAUACAUAAAUUGCUGGUUGUAAGAGAAAAUAAUACAUUGCAUGUGUAGUGUUCAUGAGAUGUUUCAUGGUUGUUAGUUAUUAGUGGAAAGAAUAUUCAUAGCUGUAGUGCACAUUACCUUAUUGCAGUAAGAUAUAUACAUACAUUGUAGUCAUAUAUGUUUAUUUGUUGUAUGCUAAAUAUUUUUCUCAAAAGGUGUUUAUUUUUGUAUCUAUAAUAGUUCAGAAAAUUUGCUAGAACUGCUUAGCUGUAUAAAACUCAUCCUGAAAGUGCACAUUUUAAAUUUGUCAUUGCCUUACACAAUCAUAUCCAUUGAAGGUGUCAGUGUCACUCUACAAACUCACUCACUUUCACAUGUGGUGCCCACCAGCUACAAGUUGUCUGAGGAACCUCACAGUUCACCAUUUAUUUGUGCAAUGCACUUUUGAAGCAGAAUUUUGAUGCAUCCUCUACCUCAAAUACUCUACACAGUGCUUCGUGAUGUGAACAUAUGAACUGAAAUCAUGAAAUAUAAUUAUAUCUCUGUUUUCUUGCAUUGUAAUAGCUUCAGAGUAUUUUAGCUCUUAUAUUGGCAUUUGUGUAAUGUUUUGAUCAUCAAAGUACAACGUUUGCUCAGAUUGCAUCUAUGUAACAGAAUAUCAAGGAAGGUGAGGUCAUUUAAGUUUACCAGUUGACUGAUCUUGUAAGGAAUGGUAGCAAUAUUUGAGGUAGAGUAAAUAAACACUAAAUAACAUUGAUUCUGGGAGAAUCCUAUCAACUGUAACUGUGAGGCUCAUGCUGGGUCUGUCAGCUAUGUGUCAGAGCCCCCAAGAGAUCUUCCAUCAUCUUAUUGACUGCUUGGAGUAGUUGGUACUGGUGAUCACUACAAGCAAACUGACUGUCCACACAAUGCUUCCCAACUGAUGCCUGUGCCGGAAAUGGCAGUUAGUAAAAUGGGGACUAGCAAACAAUUAGAUUAGAAAUGUCCUGGGGAUUAUGGGGACAUAUAUUUGUGUAAAUGGAUUAAUGUAUUGUACCUGUACUCCUUUAAAUAGUUUGCCAUUGGUGUGCAAAUGUUAUUUGUGACAUGUUUAUGUAAUCUAUAAACACAUGUACUAUCAUGUACUUACUCUGGGAAUAUAGUGAUCCUUGGCAUUUUUCAUGGUUUAUGUUUACUUUCAUUGCAAGAAGAUAUGCAUUAUUUAGAACAGUAUUAUGCAGAUCUGUUGCAUUUUUUAUUGUUUUGCAUUGGUAGCCGCCUAGUAAUGUAGUACAAUUCUUAUAAAACUACUAAUUGA
Portunus trituberculatus (swimming crab) is the source of this 5222-nucleotide messenger RNA. RefSeq names its product small G protein signaling modulator 3 homolog. Lineage: Eukaryota; Metazoa; Arthropoda; Malacostraca; Decapoda; Portunidae. The transcript is spliced from 17 exons. The coding region runs from base 166 to 2598 and encodes 810 amino acids. The record is from RefSeq and is a predicted model, not a curated record. Gene Ontology annotation, molecular function: protein binding.